AGAGUGCAAAAAAACGUCCUGAACGUGGUGAAAGUAUAUUCAAUCCUCCUCUCUCCCUCCCCCCUCCCCCUUCCCUCCCUUCAUUAAUCCAUUAAUCCAUACCAUGACAUGAGAUUGGUCCAUGUCGAAGGAGGAUGGGCAAAUCGCAAGGCAAGAACAGCCACGCCCCCGACGCCAUGCUGCGGAUGAAUUUUCUCUUUCAGGCCAGUCUCCAACAGACCCGACACCAUCAUCCUGUUUUAGCCUCCUACUACGGCCAGAAUCUUAAGGCCGUGGGCCAAAAAGCCACGGUUCGCGUCUCACCCGAAGUCAAACGAGGCUUGUGUAAAGGUUGCCACGGGCCUUUGGUCUUGGGCGUGUCGGCUCAAGUCCGAGUGCGAGGACCGCCUACCGCCAAGCUGACUUAUAUUGAGUGCCUGAACUGUCACACCACCAAAGUCUUUCCCAUUAAAACCGCCGAUGUUAAGUGA
Messenger RNA from Tigriopus californicus, 470 nucleotides. RefSeq names its product ribonuclease P protein subunit p21-like (gene Rpp21). The record is from RefSeq and is a predicted model, not a curated record. Gene Ontology annotation, biological process: tRNA processing. Gene Ontology annotation, cellular component: nucleolar ribonuclease P complex. Lineage: Eukaryota; Metazoa; Arthropoda; Copepoda; Harpacticoida; Harpacticidae. The coding region runs from base 135 to 470 and encodes 111 amino acids. The transcript has a single exon.